AAAUAAACCGAGAUUUUUUUUACAAUUUUCGAUUUCAUAUCCGGUUUAGAUAAGAACCGGGGAGAUUUGAAAAUUCAGUUAGUUUUAGGUUCGGUUCGGCGAACGUUAACCAAUAAACUGAAAUAAAAAUGUUAAAUUCAGUUCGAUUAAACAUUCUCCUCAAGACAUUAAUAAAAGACGAACAGUGUUGUGUUUCUUCUAAUGAUUCUCGUUAACAGAGCCGUUUCUACAACCCUUGACAACGUCGCUUGGUUUUCUCGAAUCCGAACCAUGAAUCGCAAAAUUCACUCCACUCUCUCUUCUUCUAAACCCGACUCUCUGAGAAUCCAACAUCUUCGCUCGGAAGAUUCGAACCCAGAAUCAGCCAGUGGAGCUUCUGGAUCAUCGGAGACUCUGGUAUACACCCGUAAGAAAAGGCUUAAACAGGAAGCUUUGGAGCCUCUGGAGAAAAAAUCACAGCAGCUUUGUGGAUUGCCUGAUAUAGAAGAAUUUGCUUUCAAAAAGAAUACUAGAUCUUCGAAGAGGUCAACGGAAACUAACAUCACUGUGGCUUCAGCCAGCACAGCAGGGAGGUCAACGGAAACUAACAUCACUGUGGCUUCAGCCAAAACAACAGGAAACCCGCCUGAAAACUGGGUAGAAGUGCUCGAGGGCAUUCGUCAAAUGAGAUCAUCUGGAGAUGCGCCAGUUGAUUCUAUGGGUUGUGAUAAAGCUGGUAGCUUUCUACCUCCUUCGGAAAGAAGAUUUGCUGUCUUGCUAGGAUCACUUCUUUCAAGUCAGACAAAAGAUCAAGUUAAUAAUGCUGCAAUACAUCGUCUUCAUCAGAAGGGCCUUCUCACUCCCGAAGCCAUUGACAAGGCUGAUGAAUCAACCAUAAAAGAACUGAUUUAUCCGGUUGGCUUUUAUGCAAGAAAGGCUACAUAUAUGAAGAAAAUAGCUAAAAUCUGUUUGGAGAAAUAUAACGGAGACAUUCCAAGCUCUUUGGACGAUCUACUUGCGCUUCCGGGGAUUGGUCCCAAGAUGGCACAUUUGAUUCUGCAUAUAGCAUGGAAUGAUGUUCAAGGUAUCUGUGUAGAUACUCAUGUCCAUCGCAUUUGCAAUCGACUUGGUUGGGUUUCUCGGCCAGCAACCAAACAGAAAACUUCGUCUCCAGAGGAAACAAGAGUAGCUUUGCAACAAUGGCUUCCAAAGGAAGAAUGGGUUGCCAUUAACCCGCUUCUGGUGGGAUUUGGACAAACGAUUUGCACACCGCUGAGACCUCGUUGCGAAGCCUGCAGUGUUGCUAAGCUUUGUCCUGCUGCUUUCAAAGAGGCUUCAUCAAGUCCAUCAUCCAAGUUGAAGAAAUCUAAGCAAAGCAAAGAACUAUGAUCCAAAGUCAGGGGAACAUAUAAGCUAGUUUGACUUUUAUUGACUUCACAUUCGCAUAAGGGUCAUGGGAUCGAGAGCCCUUAUCUAACCACUGGUUUUCGUUUGUUAUUGAUUAAUUAUGGGAUGACUAUCUUCUCUCGUCUCUUAUGGUAUUCAUCUUCUCUAGAUAACAUAUAUUCUCAUGUUCAGUGAUUCAUAUACUCCGGAGCCAUGGUUUUUUUUCUUUUUUGAACACUUCUCUACCUAUAUAACUUAUGUCAUGUGGUGAUCCCUCUGUAAUCAGACUUGGUUUGGUGUCUAGAGCAGGAACCAAACAAGUUCUCCUGAAUUAGCUUGUGAUAAAUCAAUCAUUUCUACAUGUGAUACUUUCUUUGUAUGGUUGCUAAUUCUUAUUAUGUUUUUACCAUU
Molecule: messenger RNA, 1776 nt
Organism: Brassica rapa (field mustard)
Lineage: Eukaryota; Viridiplantae; Streptophyta; Magnoliopsida; Brassicales; Brassicaceae
Product: endonuclease III homolog 1, chloroplastic
Biological process (GO): base-excision repair; base-excision repair, AP site formation; nucleotide-excision repair
Cellular component (GO): nucleus; chloroplast nucleoid
Molecular function (GO): DNA binding; 4 iron, 4 sulfur cluster binding; oxidized pyrimidine nucleobase lesion DNA N-glycosylase activity
Source: RefSeq, a predicted model, not a curated record